GCCUAUACCUGAAAGAAACUGAGUAACUAAAGAGAUUUUGUUUCAGACCGUCUUUUGGACAUCGCUAGAGGCGGUGUUGCUAUGAAACGCUGGUAACUCAACCACCAACCAAAGAAGAAGAAGAAGAAGAAGAAGAAGUGAAGCGGAAGUUUGGGCGGAGCAACGAAGACCACAAAUCAAAAUGGCGGCGACCAUGAGUAACGUGGAAGAAAUCCGAAAUCGAGUAAUACUAGGAGAAUAUGGUCUCAAAAAUGUUCAUACAUCUGAUUUCCCUGGAAACUACCCUGGAUAUGAUGACAUCUGGGAUAUGCAGAAGUUUCAAAAGAACUUCAGGAUUGACAUCGUGCAUAUGGAUGAGAGCAGUAUGGAGUUUGAUAUGCUGGGAAUCGAUGCAGCCAUCGCCAAUGCCUUCAGAAGGAUCUUAUUAGCAGAGGUACCUACCAUGGCGAUAGAAAAGGCAUUUAUCUAUAACAACACAUCCAUCGUCCAGGAUGAAGUCCUCGCCCACAGAUUAGGCCUCAUCCCCAUCAAAGCUGACCCUCGCCUGUUUGAGUACAGGAACGCUGGUGAAGAAUCUGCUGAAGAGGAAGGUUCAGAAAUAGACACAAUUCAGCUACAGCUGAAAAUUAAAUGCACCAGAAACCCCAGAGCCAGCAAAGAGUCUUCUGACCCACGGGAGCUGUAUCUGAACCACAUGGUGUAUUCCAAAGACAUAAAGUGGGUCCCUAUUGGGAACCAGGCAGAUGUGUUUGCAGACUCCAGCAUUGGACCAGUGAAUGAUGACAUCCUGAUAGCUCAGCUACGACCAGGGCAGGAGCUGGACAUUAUCAUGCAUUGUGUCAAAGGAUUAGGUAAGGACCAUGCAAAGUUCUCUCCGGUAGCCACAGCCAGCUACCGCCUGCUCCCAGAGAUCACCCUGCUGGAGACAGUGGAGGGAGAGAAGGCAGAGCGUUUAAAGCGCUGCUUCUCAAGAGGCGUGAUAGACCUGGAGGAUGUUAACGGGGAAAAAGUUGCCAAAGUAGUGAACAGUCGACUGGAUACAUGCAGCAGGGAAGUCCUCCGACAUGAUGACCUGAAGAAUGUGGUGAAGCUCGGGAGAGUGCGAGACCAUUUCAUCUUUACUGUGGAAUCUACUGGCAUCCUGCCUCCAGAGGUACUGGUUACAGAGGCCAUCAAAGUCCUCAUGGCCAAGUGUCAAAGGUUUCUCAAUGAACUGGACUCUGCUGCCAUGGAGUAAAAAAAACAACUGAGCAUGCUAACACCAACCACCGAGGAUCUGACGUUGAAAUGAACAACAGCCUAUCAGGGCUUGAAUAUAUGAUACAGUGCUUUCAAUUGAAUAGCUUUGUUAUAAUUUGGCAGUAUUGAUGAAAACUGUACUGAAUUUCAAAGAGCAGAUUUGUCAUGUUUGUUAGACUUGCUUGUAAGUAUGUAAAUACUUUUGUUUGUAGGAUUUUGUAUACCAUUCUUCAGUUUUUCUUAAAAUAAAGAUACAUAUAACAUAUACACAAUAAACUGACAAAAUUGA
This is a messenger RNA of Labrus mixtus (cuckoo wrasse), 1528 nucleotides long. RefSeq names its product RNA polymerase I and III subunit C (gene polr1c). The record is from RefSeq and is a predicted model, not a curated record. NCBI's taxonomy places the organism in Eukaryota, Metazoa, Chordata, Actinopteri, Labriformes, Labridae. Gene Ontology annotation, cellular component: RNA polymerase I complex; RNA polymerase III complex. The transcript has 9 exons. Gene Ontology annotation, biological process: DNA-templated transcription. Gene Ontology annotation, molecular function: protein dimerization activity; DNA binding. Bases 182 to 1237 code for a protein of 351 amino acids.